AUGUCGACGGCUCGUUUCCUCGUCACAGUCGCCGCAGCGGCCUCUUGUUUGGCCGUCGUCGCCUCCAUCGUUUCGUUGGUUUAUCUGGUCAACGAUGUGAACAACUAUUACGACGACGUCACCAGAAAUAUCGAGACCUUCAAGGUGAGACUCUGAAAUUCGCCAGAACACUCGAAGAAACUGCUCAUUCAGGAUGAAGCCAACACCGUGUGGCACCAGAUGCUGGCCGUUGUUCCGCAAGGAAACAAGCAGCGACAGGUCUACGAGUCCCUCUUCGGCCGUGUCAAGCGUCAGGCUCCUCAAUGCAACUGCGGAGCCAACUCUGCCGCCGCCAACUGCCCAGCUGGACCACCAGGACCACCAGGAGCGCCAGGAGAGGACGGAGAUAACGGACUUGUCGGAGAGGACGGAGUCCCAGGAAACGACGGAAACCUCGGAGUUCCACUCUCCGCCAGCGGAUGCAUUAUCUGCCCAGUCGGACCACCAGGACCACCAGGACAGCCAGGAAAGGACGGACAACGAGGAUCGGAUGGACAGCCAGGACAAGACGCCGUCGGAGGAGGACAGGGACCACCAGGACAACCAGGACCCGCUGGAGACGCCGGACAGUCAGGAAGACCGGGAGAGGACGGACGGCCAGGAGCUCCAGGAGCACCAGGAACCCGCUCUGUUGGAAGACCAGGAGCCGCCGGAACCCCAGGACCACAGGGACCACCAGGAGCCAGAGGAAACGACGGACAGCCAGGAAACGACGGAGCUCCAGGACAGCCGGGACGGCCAGGACCAGACGGAAAGCCAGGAGCCCCAGGAAACGACGGACAGCCAGGAUCCCCGGGAGCCGUCGGACAGCCGGGAGGAGACGCCGCCUAUUGCCCGUGCCCGUCCCGUUCGUCGGCCAUCCGUGCCAAGGCUGCCGUCGUCGUUCGCAACCGCGCCGUCGCCAAGCAUCGCUCGGUUUCCCGCAGAAAGGCCGUCGCCGCCAAGAGAUCGAAGGCCCGUCGUGUCGUCGCUGCCAAGCACCGUGCUGUUGCCAAGAGACACCGUGCUGUCCACAAGGCAUAA
Caenorhabditis sp. 36 PRJEB53466 is the source of this 1062-nucleotide messenger RNA. The record is from the annotation of a GenBank genome assembly. NCBI's taxonomy places the organism in Eukaryota, Metazoa, Nematoda, Chromadorea, Rhabditida, Rhabditidae.